Messenger RNA from Zymoseptoria tritici IPO323, 726 nucleotides. RefSeq lists its product as uncharacterized. Gene Ontology annotation, cellular component: catalytic step 2 spliceosome. The transcript is spliced from 2 exons. Lineage: Eukaryota; Fungi; Ascomycota; Dothideomycetes; Mycosphaerellales; Mycosphaerellaceae. The record is from RefSeq and is a predicted model, not a curated record. Bases 1 to 726 code for a protein of 241 amino acids. Gene Ontology annotation, biological process: mRNA cis splicing, via spliceosome. Gene Ontology annotation, molecular function: RNA binding.
AUGACAACCGCCCACAGACCGACAUUCGAUCCGGCUCGAGGCAAAGAAGCCGCUCGUGGCGAGGCCUACCAUCAGCGCCUUCUACCCGCACACAAAACCCUCAAAUACCGCCAGCAAAAUCAAGGUACACCGGCGGAGCAAGCAAAGCGCGAUCUUCGCGCCGAGCUCUUGCGCGCAGAGGCGAAGCAUUACGCGAAGAAAGAAGGCCGCGAGAUCACAGACGAGGACGAAGAUGAGGUGUCAAUACAGAAACAGACAUUGCAGCUGGAGGCACCUGGGCUGGACGGCGAACCGGAAGAGGACUACGAGGCGAAGAAGCGGCGAGUACUGGAAGAGACGCGCGACAUCGAUGCCGAUUCAGACGCAUCAUCGUCUUCGUCGGAUUCAGAAGACGACGACGAUGACGAAGAAGACGAGACGGCAGAACUCAUGCGCGAGCUCGCUAAGAUCAAGGCGGAGCGUGCAGAAGCUGCAGCAAAGGCAGCGGCGGAACAAGCGAAGAAGGACGAGGAGCAGCGGGAGAAAGACAUUGCUCUGGGCAAUCCGCUAUUGAAUGAUGGGAGAAGUAAGGAUGGCGAUUAUGGAGUAAAGCGGAGGUGGGACGACGAUGUGGUCUUUAAGAAUCAGGGCAGAGGGACGGAGGAGCGAGGAAAGGAGAAGCGAUUCGUGAACGACUUGCUGCGAAGUGACUUCCACCGGAGGUUCAUGGACAAAUAUGUGCGAUAG